Molecule: messenger RNA, 1189 nt
Organism: Magnolia sinica
Lineage: Eukaryota; Viridiplantae; Streptophyta; Magnoliopsida; Magnoliales; Magnoliaceae
Product: ubiquitin-conjugating enzyme E2 34-like
Exons: 10
Coding region: 289-1005 (238 amino acids)
Source: RefSeq, a predicted model, not a curated record
AGAAGCUACUUAUACAGUCGAAGAAAAUAAAAGAAAAAAGAGAACAAAAAAAUAAGAAAAAAAAACCCUUUGAUCCUCUUUGCCUUUUGUGAAUUCAACGCCAUCGAAAAUCUGAAAAAUAAAAUGAAAACGAAACCCUGAUUUCCACCAGAUUGGAAAUCAUCCCCAAAUCCUCUUGAGAUUUCUUCAUUUGAUAUCCUGAUCGCCUCUGAAUCCAAAACCCCCAAUCGAAGAACGAGGAACAAUAUUAUUGUGAAGACUUUUAUAAUAUCAUUGUGGAGUUCUUUUAUGGCGGAGAGGGCUUGUGUCAAACGCCUUCAAAAGGAAUAUAGGUUGCUCUGUAAGGAACCAGUUUCCAAUAUUGUGGCCCGUCCUUCACCAAAUGAUAUCCUAGAGUGGCAUUAUGUACUGGAGGGAAGUCAAGGCACACCUUUUGCAGGUGGAUAUUACCAUGGAAAAAUUAAAUUCCCUCCUGAGUAUCCAUACAAACCUCCAAGCAUCAGCAUGAUCACCCCCAAUGGAAGGUUUGCCACCCAAAAGAGAAUAUGCCUAUCGAUGAGUGACUUUCAUCCAGAGACUUGGAAUCCGAUGUGGUCGGUUGCAAGCAUACUUACAGGGCUUCUUUCAUUCAUGAUGGAUAAUAGUCCAACCACUGGUAGCAUUUCAACUACUGUUGCUGAGAAACAACGGCUAGCACAGGCUUCUCUUGCAUACAAUUGCAAGAGUCCAAUCUUCAAGAAGAUGUUCCCAGAGUAUGUAGAGAAGUUCAACCAACAACAGGCUGCAGAACAGUCUAUUGUGGAGCGGUCCUUAUCACAGAAGGACAAUGGGACAUCCGCUGUUGCAACCCUUAGAAAUGCUCCGAAAAAAGAAGGCAAGGGUGGAGAAGAUGUGGCAUUUGAAGUGAGGAACAAAAGGCGGUCGAAGAAAUUCCCAUUUUGGCUGUUAUUGUUGUUGGCAUCGGUCUUCGGGUUUGUGAUGGCCUUGCCACUGCUCCAACUUUGACUCAUAUGAGGAAAUCCAUUUCUAGAAAUGUUGAGUUUCAUUGGAUCUGGUGAGUUGCUUAAGUGCUAGAAAAAGAAAAGCAUGCUUUGGGUAUGUGUAUAUUUUCAUGCAACUGACAGUAACUUGUAUAGGAGGUGGAGAUGGGGGGAGGUCAGUUGAAUUUUUUACUGUGAUCUCUUUUUUA